Molecule: messenger RNA, 197 nt
Organism: Medioppia subpectinata
Lineage: Eukaryota; Metazoa; Arthropoda; Arachnida; Sarcoptiformes; Oppiidae
Source: the annotation of a GenBank genome assembly
UUUAGUUCCUCCCAAAAGAGUGAUUAUAAGAGAUGAGACGGGAAUUGAACUCAAAAGUAUAGCCGUGUUUGACGAGGGAUCUGAUGUGCGGCUCUUCUGCGAAUCGAUUGCUGUGUUACGGAAUCGUAAGCCCUGUGUAUUUUCAUCCGAUGCCUUUCGGGAGGAAAUCGAUUAUUGCGCUGAACAUGUGAUGCUGU